GACGGAUUCUUUUUUGGCAAUCCAUCUUUGGACUGUGAAUUUGUGUCGCAGCCUCGAAUCUACUCUAUUUUUUCUUCCCUUGAGACCGACGUUACCAACCUAAUCAAUCACAUUGCACCAGAUGUUGAUUUUACUGUAGUUGGCCAUCAGCCUUUAGCAGGACACUAUCAUGACUUGAAGCACUUCUAUGUUAACGCGCUAUACCGACUCAACAACUGCAUAAGGCUAAAGUAUCCUGAUGAGUACCGUAUCGAGCUUCAGUACAUCACGGGUGGUUGCGACCAAAAGUGGAGUGUUCAGGAGGUUUUGUUUAGUGGACGGGCAAAUAAUGGCGAGAACUGGUCGAUGGUGAACGUCUGGAUCACUCGGUGGGAACAUGAUAAAAUGGUCGAGAUUCGAACUUAUGUCGACGCAGCGCGGGUAACAGAACUACUUCACGAUAAUGAAGUGUGGUCCAACUCAUCGACGCAUUCAGACCAUACUACGUUUCUUCCGGGACCACGAGGAAUGCCCCAAACAUCGGCGCUAGAGUCUCUUCUAGCGAAAAUAGGAUAUUAG
This is a messenger RNA of Bipolaris maydis ATCC 48331, 558 nucleotides long. Lineage: Eukaryota; Fungi; Ascomycota; Dothideomycetes; Pleosporales; Pleosporaceae. The record is from RefSeq and is a predicted model, not a curated record.